Ostrinia furnacalis (Asian corn borer) is the source of this 3475-nucleotide messenger RNA. Its product is annotated as RNA polymerase II degradation factor 1-like. The record is from RefSeq and is a predicted model, not a curated record. The transcript is spliced from 3 exons. Bases 45 to 3314 code for a protein of 1089 amino acids. Lineage: Eukaryota; Metazoa; Arthropoda; Insecta; Lepidoptera; Crambidae.
CCCAUCAUUGUAGGAGCAUCAUAAAGUUAAGCUCAGGCGGCAGUAUGAAUUUGAUUUUGAUAGCCGCCGUGGUUGCGGUGUGCGGAGCCGCAAAACUGGACCGCACUUACUUACCGCCAGUGUCAGCCAAAACUGCUGGCGGUAGUCCAGGGUCCUUACAAACUCCGUUCGCUGGAAACUCCUUCAAUGAAGGAGCCAGCAACCUCCCAAAAGGCAGCUUCACUAACGAAUUCCAAGGAGUGGUAGUUGACGCAGCUGCUGCUGGUACUAGAGCCUCUGGAGAAGGUGAAACGGGACUUGGAGGUCCUCGUGUGUCCUAUGGCUCAACUGAUUCCAGAGUGGGCGAAGCUGCUUUUAGAGAUGCUCCCAACUUCCGACCUUUCCCUGGACAGGAUUCUGUAGAAAGCCAAAGUCAACAGAGUGACAGUCAGACAGCAAGCGCCUCUCAAGAAUUCAACCAGAACAGAUUCAAUUCAUUCGGAGAAUCGAAACCUGAGCGUGCUCAAGCUGCUUUCGACCGUGUGGCCAACACCUUAAGAUUCGAAAACGAGGUUGGACCUGAAUCUUAUCACUACGCCUACGAGACUGACAAUGGAAUAUCUGCUGAGGAAAAUGGUCUGGCCAUCAAUGGUGUUCAAGCACAGGGUGGUUUUUCAUACACUGGUGACGAUGGGAAGGUUUACAGCGUUUCCUAUAUUGCUGAUGAGGGUGGAUACCAGCCUAGAGGUGAUCAUCUGCCGACUCCACCUCCCAUUCCUGAGGAAAUCUUGAAGGCUCUGGAGAAGAACGCUCAGGAUGAGGCUGCUGGAGUUAUUGACGAUGGCUCAUACGACGCUCAGAAGUACAAUGCGGGCGAUUACGCGGAAAGUGACAGUGGUAACACAGACCACAGUGACCGGCAAUCACCUAUAUUUGGGAAGCAGCCCGAGUCUGACGCAACAGCAAGUGGCACGUUCAUCAACCAGAACAAUCAGGCUUUCGGACCGAACACCAACGCGUUACCUGGACAAAGAGAUUCGUCUAAAGAUUCUCAAAGCUCUGUCAAUGAUUUCGGCUCCGUUGAAAACUUUGGACAGACGUCGCAGCCCGGCCGUGGUAACUCUAACAAUUUUGGCUCCAGAAAGGAAUAUCUACCACCUACCAGUGGUUUUAAUCAGAAUGGCAGGGUUCAGAGACCGUUCACCCCUACUGGAACUAACUCUCCACAGUCCAACCAAUUUGCUGACAGUCGUCCAACUUUUGCUUCUUCUGGUAAUGUCGAAGCUCAAAACUACCAAGGAACUCAGUCAUCAUCCACCUUUGCCAGGCCAGGCUCCAACAGAUUAGAUGUUCUCGCCCAAAGCGCUUCAAAGGAAAACUCACAAGAGAAAAAUGACUUUGCGCCAUCGUCAAACAACAACUUCGGGCAAUCUGCACAAACUAGUCAAAACUCUGGAAGCAGUCUUGGCUCUAGGACGGAAUACUUGCCACCUGUUAACCGAUUUGGCCAAAAUGGAAGAACUCCAACUCUGCGUCCUCAGAGACCUACUGCAUCGGCUGAAGCAACCUCGACUGCAAGCUUCAAUGCGUUUUCUCAAAAUACUGGAUCAUUCCAAUCUAACAAUGAAGCCGGGCAAUCCAGUUCUUCAGGACUUGUAUCUGGAACAGCUGAUAGGUUCAGCGGUUUCCAACAGCGCCCCCAGUCUUUUAACAAUCAAUACUCCCAGAACCGUUUCCAGGCUAGUCAGAAUGGUCAAAGCCAAAAUCAGGGAGACGAUGUUUCAUCAGACGCCAGUUUUGGUGCCAUUAACUCUCAACGCCCAACAUCUCAGCCUAGCACUGAACUAACGACACCUUUUGAAUCUAACGAACAACCACAGAGCACAUCAAGUCCAUCGACCUCGUUCAAUGCUUUCAAUUCUCCCACGAAUUCCCGCCCAGCUUCGCAAUACAGUCAAAACAACGGCCAAUUCCCUUCUUCGUCUCGCCCUCAGAACCGACCUUCCCAAUCACAAGGCUCCUCUUUCUCCUCUCAGGGACAAUUUAACCGACCAUCCUUCACUUCCAACCAAAUAUCUUCGGAAGGAAGUCUGAACGAGAAUGUUCGUGAUAUCAAUGACGCUCAGUUUUCUCCGAGCACUGUCAGACCUACAUUUGGUCAAGCUCAGGGACAAGAUGAUUCUUAUUAUUAUAGGCAGCCCUCAAAGGCAUUCAACACUCCUUCAGGGUCCAGAUUUCCAGGUGCGUCAUCUGGUCAGUUUGAUAGCGUGAACCAGCAAACGUUGCAGGGCCCCAGUCAAUUCUCUGGAGAAUCUCAGAAAAACUCCUUCCAGUCUCAAAACAUUAAAUAUCCUGAACCCCCUACUGUUCCAACUGCCGCACCUACAGUAUCCUUUGAGCAGUUCCAGGGAAGCACUCCUGCCUCACAGUACACUGAAGCUUCGAUUAGCCCCUUCCAGUCCAUAAACCAAGCUACGACUAAAUACCCCAGGCCCCCAACCAUACCUACUGCUAGUCCCUUCCAGCCUUUGAACCAGGCUACAACUAACUCGGGUAGUUACCCGACCAUACCUACUGCAGCACCGUCACAGUAUAACGGAAACCUCCAAACUACUGCAUCAUCAUUUGCGUCAGCACCAACUGGUUCCUUUGGCUCAAGGCCUUCAUACCAGCAGCCUGCUCAGUCUAACUACCAAAGUCAACCUCAGGGAUCUUCGCAGUUCUCUCAGACCGUAGGAUCAAGUCAAGAUGCUGCUAAAGAUGACUCAGAACCACAAGUAGCCACCCAGCAAUACAAUGGAGAGAUUUAUGAGUACAGCAAACCGGCUCAAAGUCUUCCUGCUCCUGCUCAGAAAGAGACCACUUCAGGUGUUCAACAAGGUCAGAACAGAAUUCCUGAAUCCCAACCUACCCGAUCUCAAUUCGAUGCCACUCAGGGUAGCAGUAAUGUUCAGGAAUACACACAGCAACCAUCCAGGCCUACCUUUGGAGCGAGACCACAAUUUGGUUCUCAGACUAGGCCUCAGUUUGGUCAGUUCAAUUCACAAGAGCAGCCUACUCAGGAAUCGAGACCCCAAUCGAAUGCUCAAUCCUCAUUUGAAGGUUCUCAGGAGAACCAAAGGCCAGCUCAGAGCAACCGUUCCAAAUGUUGCCAGUCAUUAGACUCUCGUCUGCAAUCUUUCAGAGGGACGCAGGGUACUAAUCAAGGUCAGUUCGGCUCCCAAUUCCCUGGAUCACCUUCCCAGACUGUGAGCCAAAACACAGGACGAGGUGAGGUCUUCGGAGGACCCCGAAAACCUCCCAGCUUCGACCAGGAAACCGGCUACCAUUAUUAAGCAAGUGCCAUGAUGAAUUAUUUAAACUAUUAAUAGGUAAAAGUGGUGUCUGGUGACAAAAACGUGAUAAAAAAUGAUGGUAACGUGUAUUUAAUUUAUGAUAUUGAAUGUAAAAUUGAAAAAAUGGUGAUGACAUCAUUAAGUAUUUAUUAGGAUGAUAA